AUGUCUGCACAAAGAUUGAAGAUUGGUUGCGCCGGCCUUGGGCGCAUGGGCAAGCGUCAUGCCCUGAACUUCUUGGAGCGUACACCCCGAGCUGAGCUCGUGGCCGCCAGCUCCCCAGACCCCGUCGAGCUCGAAUGGGCCAAGACACACCUUGAGCCCUUCGGUGUGCGUCUGUACCAGAACUAUGACGAUAUGCUCAAGCAAGAAGGAUUGGUGGCUGUGGUAGUUGCAUCUGCGACCGCUGUCCACGCCGAGCAAACUAUCAAGGCGAUCGCAGCAGACAAGCAUGUCUUGUGCGAAAAGCCUAUUUCUACCAGUGUCGAGGUGUCCCAAUCUGUCGUCGAUGCAGCAGCCAAGAAGCCUCACCUGAAGGUCAUGUGUGGCUUCUCCCGCCGCUUUGACAAGUCCUACAGAGAUGCCUUCAAUAAAAUGCAAUCCGGCUCAAUUGGCACAGCCUCAGUGCUUCGCAGCCAAACCUGCGACAAGCUAGAUCCAUCUGGUUUCUUCGUCGCCUACGCCGAAUUCUCCGGCGGAAUCUUCGUCGACUGCUCCAUCCACGACAUCGAUCUUACCCUAUGGUUCUUCGGCGGUGACACCAAAGUCAAGUCCGUUUCAGCCGUCGGCAUCACAGCUGUCGAGCCCGAUCUGCGCAAGCACAAUGAUCGCGAUAACGCCGUUGGCCUGGUAGAGUUCUACGAUGGCCGCAUGGCUUUCUUCUAUGCUUCUCGUAUGAUGGCCGCUGGUCAGGAAGAUGUUACCGAGAUCAUUGGUACGAAGGGCAAGCUGGCGGUUAACACACAGCCUGCGAUGAACCAUGUUAAUAUCUACGAUGAGACUGGUAUUCGUCGUGAGAUCCCUCAGACAUAUUACGAUCGCUUUGAAUAUGCCUUUGUUACUGAGGCGAAUGAGUUCUCUGCGGCUUGCCUUGAUGAUACUGCAUUGCCUAUUGAACUUGACAGCUCUGUCAAGGCUGUCAGGAUUGGCGCUGCGCUGCAGGAGUCUUUGAUUACCCAACAGAAGAUCUUCUUUGAUGAAAAUGGCAACCGGACUGAGUUGUCUCGUCUGUGA
Molecule: messenger RNA, 1068 nt
Organism: Penicillium brevicompactum
Lineage: Eukaryota; Fungi; Ascomycota; Eurotiomycetes; Eurotiales; Aspergillaceae
Product: putative NAD binding Rossmann fold oxidoreductase
Exons: 2
Coding region: 1-1068 (355 amino acids)
Biological process (GO): NADPH regeneration
Cellular component (GO): cytoplasm
Molecular function (GO): oxidoreductase activity; nucleotide binding
Source: RefSeq, a predicted model, not a curated record